Molecule: messenger RNA, 4105 nt
Organism: Gadus chalcogrammus (walleye pollock)
Lineage: Eukaryota; Metazoa; Chordata; Actinopteri; Gadiformes; Gadidae
Gene: ptpn3
Product: protein tyrosine phosphatase non-receptor type 3
Exons: 26
Coding region: 351-2990 (879 amino acids)
Biological process (GO): protein dephosphorylation
Cellular component (GO): cytoplasm; cytoskeleton; cytoplasmic side of plasma membrane
Molecular function (GO): protein tyrosine phosphatase activity; protein binding
Source: RefSeq, a predicted model, not a curated record
UGCUUUGAUUAUCAGUCGCGUGUCCCCCGGAUGGUUCCUUAGGACUCGAUCCCUUCCCCGUUUCAGGGACAUGGGAUAGCGCGUACCCGCCUCUUGCUCGCGCCUUGAAGGGGCGGGGCCGUGCGAAAUCACCACCACUGGGAUGACGGACUGGUCCCGGAUAUUUACCUAUUCCUCACCUGUCAGGCGCGCGUCGUUUCCACUAUUUCCCAUUGGAUAUCUUCUCAACACGUCUCUAAAGCAGAACCACCGAGGUCCCCACUCAGUGAUGAGCUGAUGAGCUCAAGCAAGGUGUGUGUGUGUGUGUGUGUGUCCUUGCGAGGUGAGACCUUUUUGCCUGGGCUACAGACAUGCCAAAACCUGACCUGCUCUGCCUGGUUCAGCUGUUGAACGGCACCAUCCAUACCUUCAGAGUCAGCAAGCAGGAUGAAGGUGGGGUGCUGCUGGACCUGGUGUGUGACCACCUGGGCCUCCUGGAGAGACAUCUCUUCAGCCUGCAGCUCCGGGAGGCAGGCACCACCAUCGCCUCCAUCACGGCCAACACACACUCUCCUAGGUGGUUGGAGCCAGAGAAACCCUUGAAGAAGCAGAUGAAAGGGCUCGUCGCACCCUUCUAUCUCAACUUCCGAGUACGAUUUUUCAUCUCCGACCCAAACUCUCUGCAGCACGAACAGACAAGGCACCUUUACUUCCUCCAGAUCAGCAGCGACAUCAGAGAGGGAAGGUUGCAGUGUCCGCUGAGUGCAGCAGUAGUGCUGGCUUCUUAUGCAGUUCAGUCAGAGCUUGGGGAUCACAGUCAGUCCUGUCUCCCUGGUUACCUCUCCAAGAGCCACUUCCUCCCAGAGCAAGACGAUGACUUCCUAUCUAAAGUGGAGGACCUGCAUCCCCAGCACAAGGGUUUGAAGCAGAGCGAGGCUGAGCUCUGUUUCCUUAACACGGCACGAACACUUGAGCUUUAUGGAGUGGAGCUGCACGCUGCCAUGGACUCGACCAGCGUUCCACUGUUGGUGGGCCUGGCCUCCAGCGGUGUGGCUGUGUUUUGCAACAUGAUCUGCUCCAGUUUCUUCCCCUGGGGCAACAUCAUCAAGAUCUCCUUCAAGAGGAAACGCUUCCUGGUGCACCUCAAACGCAAACAUGGUGAGACCCAGGACUGUGAAGUGUCUUUGGUUCUGGGCUGUCCCAAGGCCUGUAAGAACCUGUGGAGGUCCAGUGUGGACCACCACUCCUUCUUCAGCUCCAGCCGCUCCGCUCGCAGCCCCAAGCACAACUACAGCAGCAGGCAGGCCUACAGCAAGCUGAUCACCCAGCACCUGGGCAGGCUGGGCCCCACCAAGACAGACAGGGGCGGCCCGGUGUGUCAGCGCGUGGUGGGAGGGAUGGUGUGGAACCCUGUCCUCCAGCGCUCGCUGUCCUCAGAGUACCUGGAGACCAAGAGCCUGCCCUCCAGAUCCCCCCCCAACACACCCAACUGGCGGAGCCCCAGAGUUCGCCAUGGCAUCAGUAAGCCCCGCCCAUCGUCGGUGGAGCUGACCAACGAGCUGGAAGACAUGACCGAGGGGGAGGACGUCUUCUACACGUACAGGGUCUCUGUGGGCAGCAGCAGGGGCAGUGAGGGGGGGGAGUCUCCCCAGCGCAACAGCGCUGGUCAACACAGCCAGGAAAGCUCGUUCAAUGUGUUUGACAUCAGCACAGGAGAUGAAGAUAAUGGAGACACAUCUCCACACAAAUGGGACAAGCCCCCGCUGGGAGAUGGAGAUCUUCUUCUUGUACGUAUUGCUCCGGAUCAUGAAGGAAGGUUUGGCUUCAACGUCAAGGGCGGGGUGGAUCAGAAGAUGCCUCUAGCGAUAUCCCAUGUUAAGCCUGAGUCCCCGGCGGGGCGAUGUGAGCCCCAGCUGCUGGAGGGAGACCUGUUAGUGCUCAUCAACGGUCGAGACAUUUCUGAGCACACCCAUGACCAGGUAGUCAUGUUCAUCAAGGCCAGCCGAGAGUCCCACUCCCGGGAGCUCGCCCUGCUCAUCAGACGCAAAGGUUCCGGUCGGGUGGCCCAACUACUACAGUUCCCCCCUUCCCUCUCGCUGACCGGCCAAUCAGAGUCCGACAAGCCCUCGUCGCCGGGCCAGGCGGAGCGUGCCAGCACCCUGGAGGACUCCAUGAGACAGCUGGAGAGAGGGCUGCAGUCAGGCACUCUCUCCUUCCACUUUGAGAACCUGUACAGGAGGAAGCCUGGCCUCCUGCUGGGCUGUUCUCGCCUACCGGAGAACAUGGAGAAGAACCGCUACAAGGACGUUCUGCCAUACGACGUUUCCAGGGUGGUUCUGCAGGACCAGGAAGACUACAUCAACGCCAGCCACAUCACAGUGGCCCCCCCGUCGUCCGGCAUGUGUUUACGUUACAUCGCAGCGCAGGGUCCCCUGCCCCACACAUGUACACACUUCUGGCAGUGUGUGUGGGAGCAGCAGACACACACCAUCAUCAUGCUCACCACACUCACCGAGAGGGGACGGACCAAGUGCCACCAGUACUGGCCGCAUCCGGCGGAGGUGAAGGAGUAUGGCUGCCUGAGGGUGAGCUGCCACUCGGAGGAGUGCACCCUCGCCUACGUCACCCGCUGCUUCACCCUGACGCACACACAGCGGGGGGAGGAGCGCGCGGUCACACACCUCCAGUACGUGGCGUGGCCGGACCACGGCGUUCCGGACGACCCCUCUGACUUCCUGCAGUUUGUCAACUGUGUCCGCGACCGGAGGAAAGGCCAGGAGACACUUAUGGUGCACUGCAGCGCCGGGAUUGGGCGAACAGGUGUGUUGAUCACCAUGGAGACAGCGCUGGCGCUCCUGGAGGAGGGUCGGCCCUUGUACCCCCUGGACGUGGUCCGAGCCCUCAGGGACCAGCGGGCCAUGAUGGUCCAGACCACGUGUCAGUUCCAGUUUGUGUGCGAGGCCAUACUACGAGUCUACAAAGAGAGACAGAAAAGAUCUUCAACCCCAUAGCUUACCUCACUACUGCUAGCCAUCCAAAGCAGGACACAUGUACACGCACACCAGCCUAACUUCAUUCCAACAAUAGCUACCUUCCACCAAGAAGAGUGAGGGUCCCUCCUGCUACUGAAUGAUGUCCCCAACAUUUUGCCAAACUUUGGACUGGUAUGAGUCUGGCUAGACUCAGAGAAUAUUUGUAAUUGAGCUGCAUGGUCUAGGUUGAGCACACAGGACAUAAGCAUUAUGUCAUUAUGUCACCUUCAGCAGACAAUUCUGCAAUCAGUUCCCUAAAGCAUCGUGCAUUUAAAUACCAAGACGGAACAAAGAUGGCCGUCGUUAAAGAAGGAGAAUGGUGGAAGAAAUGGAGAGAUUCUGUUCCCUGCCGGGUGAGAAUGACAGCGGUACUGAAGCGAACGGUACUUAGCACUAUAGCAACGCCCAGCUAAAGACCAGACUGCUGCUCCCAUAGAACAGUGCCUUAGUUGCCUGAUCCCGUGGACAUUUCUAGCGCUUUAUUGGUGUCUUCAUAAACUAUGUGACCCUUAUCAACUUUUGUAUCUUCGGGUGGCGGCAGCACAAGGAAGACCGCCCUCCCCCACCCCAAGGAUCACCACCUCAAUUAAAUUAUUGACACAGGGAAUAAAUACAUUGAUUUCUAUUGAUGCAUCUGACUUCUGGUGGGCAGAAAAGUCUAUGCUAACCUGGUUUUUCAUGGUGUCAGGAUGAACACUUUAUGAUGUAGACUGUGUUGAAUGCUGCACUGUGAGGACGCAGGGCUACCUGGAAAGAAUGACUGUAAUGAUGAUGAUUUUGUAAAUAUACACUUUUAAUCCUUUUUGUACUCCACUUUGUUGUGUCUGGUGACAUUAUUUUUAGUUAAGUUAAGCACACAGGAGAGGGCACAUCCUGGUAAAAAAAAUCAUUCACAUGCUGGCCUACCACACAACAUAUUGUGUGGUAGCUAAUCUACACAAGUGUGAUUCCUGUGGGAUUUAAUCCUAUUAAAUCACAUUCAUGAUAUGAUCUGACUCCUGAAUGUCUGUGCCAUAAUGUGCAAACAAAUGACCUACAGUAUUAUGCGGCCUGUUGCCCUGUCUUUUUAUAGCUAUUAUUCUUAUCAUCUAAUA